This is a messenger RNA of Acanthosepion pharaonis, 1302 nucleotides long. The record is from the annotation of a GenBank genome assembly. NCBI's taxonomy places the organism in Eukaryota, Metazoa, Mollusca, Cephalopoda, Sepiida, Sepiidae.
AUGGCAGGAAUUCCACCACCAAACAGGAAUCCCGAAAUCAAGCACAACAAAAUUUUCAUUAACAAUCAAUUUGUAAGCUCGCAUAGUAACAAAGCCUAUCCAGUUUACAACCCUUGCGACAAUGAAAAAGUCUGUGAUGUUCAAGAAGGUGACAAAAAUGACAUCGACAAAGCUGUGCAAGCAUGCAAAGCAGCCUUCAAACGUGGUACUCCCUGGCGUCGAAUGGAAAUAGAAGUUUAUGGGGAUUUUUUUUGCUAUACCAGAUAUGAACCUGUUGGCAUCUGUGGUCUCCUCAUUCCUUGGAAUUAUCCAAUGUUGAUGAUGACUUGGAAGAUGGCUCCUGCUCUUGCCUGUGGUAAUUGCAUGAUUGUGAAACCAGCCGAACAAACACCCCUAACUGCGCUUUACUGUGCUUCACUCAUUAAGGAGGCCGGCUUUCCACCAGGCGUUGUAAAUGUUGUUCCUGGUUAUGGCAAAAUCUGUGGACAGUAUAUCUCUAAUCACCCCGAGAUUAACAAAGUCUCUUUCACAGGUUCAACUGAGAUUGGAAUGCAUAUCAUGCAAGACGCGGGAAAGAGCAACUUGAAAAGAUGUUCUUUGGAACUGAGCGGGAAAUGCCCCUUAGUUGUCUUUGAAGAUACGGAUCUUGAUUUUGCAGUACAGCAAGCCCAUGAAGCAGCUUUUCAGAAUAUGGGCCAAUGUCGUUGGUCCGGGUGCCGUACUUAUGUUCAUGAAAGUAUCUACGAUGAAUUCGUAAAACGUGCUGUUGAAAAAGCCACUAGCAGGAAAACUGGAGAUCCUUAUGAAAUGGACACUGAACACGGACCCCAGAUCGACGAGGAACAAUACAAUAAGAUAAUGGAAUUCAUAAAAACUGGCAAGGAAGAAGGAGCGCAGUUGAAGUGUGGUGGAAACCGCUUUGGGGACAAAGGCUUCUACAUUGAGCCAACCGUCUUCUCCGAAGUGUCUGACAAUAUGAAAAUUGCCCAAGAAGAAAUUUUCGGUCCUGUCCAAUUGAUCAUGAGAUUCCGUGAUAUGGAUGAAAUCAUUGAUAGAUGUAACAACACUGAGUAUGGAAUGGCUGCUGCCAUCUUUACUAAUGAUAUCAACAGAUCCAUGACAUUUACUCAUGCCAUGUACUGCGGAACAGUUUGGGUGAAUACAUACAAUCAUUGGUUCCCUCAAGCUCCAUUCGGAGGUUAUAAGAAAUCUGGCAUUUACCGAGAAAUGGGCAAGUAUGCAUUGCGGGAAUAUACUGAAGUCAAAAAUAUUGUCUACAGGAUUCCCCAAAAGAAUUCUUAA